Messenger RNA from Paraphaeosphaeria sporulosa, 1431 nucleotides. Its product is annotated as WD40 repeat-like protein. Gene Ontology annotation, cellular component: Set1C/COMPASS complex. Lineage: Eukaryota; Fungi; Ascomycota; Dothideomycetes; Pleosporales; Didymosphaeriaceae. Bases 1 to 1431 code for a protein of 476 amino acids. Gene Ontology annotation, molecular function: protein binding. The transcript has 4 exons. The record is from RefSeq and is a predicted model, not a curated record.
AUGAAUCUGUCGCUGGUUGAUCCCUUUGUCCUCGCGCAGGACUGCCCAGAGGUCAUCACCGGCCGUCUGCGCAGCGGCCACUCGACGUCGAUCCGCUUCAGUCACCGCGGCGAUCUGCUGGCCUCUGGACGGCACGAUGGCAUCGUGGUUGUCUUCGACAUCGAGACCAACGGCGUCGCGCGCAAGCUGCGCGGCCACACGCGCCAGAUCCAGUCGCUGAGCUGGUCCACCAACGACCGCUUCCUGCUCAGCGCCGGCCAGGACUGGAAGUGCGUGCUCUGGGAUCUCAAGGAUGGCUCGCGCGUGCGCACCGUCCGCUUCGAGUCGGCCAUCUUCAUCGCCGAAUUGCACCCCAAGAACCACAUGAUCUUCGCCGCCGCGCUCUUCGAAGACCAGCCUGUACUCGUGGACAUGUCCGCCGAGGUGCCUGUCAAGCACACGCUACCCACCGCGCCCCGCCGCUCCCAGACGGAACGUGAGAAAGCGACGGAGAAGCAGGCCGCCCAGGACGCAAAACAGACAACGACUGUAACCGUCUUCACGCCCUCCGCAGACCACAUACUCGCAGGCACGAACAAGGGCUGGCUGAACAUCAUUGAUACCAGGACACACGAAGUCUUGUACUCGUAUCGAGUUACUAACUCGCUCAUCGUGCUGAUUCGCAUGACGCAGUCUGGUCGCGAUGUUGUUUUGAAUUCCAGCGACAGAAUAAUUCGGACAUUCCUUCUUCCCGAUCUAAGCGAUCCAAACCUCGAUUUCGACAUGCUCGAGCUCAAAGUGCAGCACAAGUUCCAGGAUCUGGUACAACGGUUAUCGUGGAAUCACGUCACCUUUAGCUCCGCUGGCGACUACGUUGCAGCGACAACGUACAUGAACCACCACGUCUACAUCUGGGAACGCGGCCAGGGCAGUCUCGUAAAGAUCUUGGAGGGGACCAAGGAAGAGCUGUCGGUACUUGAGUGGCAUCCGUUCCGGCCUUUUGUCGCUGCUAUUGGCGUUGACUCCGGGCGCGUCUGGCUUUGGUCUAUCCUACAACCCCAGCGCUGGUCUGCGCUUGCCCCAGAUUUUGUUGAAGUGGAAGAGAAUGUGGAGUACAUUGAGAAGGAAGACGAGUUCGACAUUCAGCCGCUAGAAGAACUUCACAAACGGAGACUCGAUCAGGAAGAUGAGGAGGUCGAUGUGUUGACUAUUGACCCUGUCAAGACCAAUGCCCAACAUGAACCUGGCGAGUUUAGAAUGCCAGUGUUGCUAGACAUUGAAGCAAGCGACAGCGAGGACGAGAUUGUAGCCGUGGGGGCGGGCCAAUUCAGACGGCGGAGUCCUGGAGCUGGAAAGGAAUACAUGAACGAUGAUGAGGUGGGAGUCAGCGGUGAUGAGGUGAGGAGGGCCAAUGGCUCUUCGACGAGUGGAACGAAAAGGCGACGCGCCUGA